AGUACAUUUUUCUAUUUUACCAACAGCAUUUGUUGCAUUUAUAUAGUUGCCAUACAUUCGCUCGUGUAGAAGGAGUCGAGGAAUAAGAAAAGAAUUAUGAUCCGUGAGAGUACGAUUAAUCGCAUAAUAAAAAUUAUAUUUAUUUUAUUCGGAAUUUGGCCAGGUACUUCGUGCGUCCUACUUUGCAGAAUAUUUUGGAUUAUUACAAUAACAUUUGUUCAAUUUUCCCAUUAUCGAUAUUUUCGAAUGCAUUUCUAUUCCGACGAUCUUUUUAAUUUGAUGGACUGUUUAAGUAGUUUUUUAGCAUAUACAAAAGUAAUGACCAAGUUUAUUGUAUUUUGGUUGAAUGAGCGAAAGUUUAUCAAGACAUUGACGAUGAUGACGAAAGAUUGGCAUGAUUGCGUCAACAGUGAACUUGGCAUGCAAGAGACAAUGUGUAAAGCGAAAUUAUCCGAUCGUAUCACUAACGCAAUAUUCGUCCUACAUACGUUAAGCGUCGUUGCGUACGGCACACGCAUCGUCCUGGCCAAUGUCGAUAUCACCGAUCGUGAGUCUAAGCCACCCUAUAUCCAUAAAAUGGAACUUCCCUUCGAUGUAAAUACGCAAAGAGGAUAUAAAAUGGUCGUAAUCACGCAAUUCGCGUACGUCAUCAUGUGCAGCUGGGCUGCCGGUGCUGUAAAUUCUUUUCUCCUAACUUUGAUUUUACACAUAGGCGGUCAAAUGGACAUACUGCGUAGCUGGCUGACGGAUUUCGCAUCGAAUGAGAACGGGAAGAAACGCACUUCAUCCACUAGAAAUGAAAUCAUCGAGAAGCAUCAGAGAAUCAUCAACUUCUCGGAGAAGGUCGAAAAUCUGUACACGUACAUCGCGCUGCUGCAGUUUGCGUCCAACACGAUAAUGAUUUGCUCUCUAGCAUUUCUCAUCGUUAGCGCAAUUGGUACGCCCAACGCAACAGAGCAGAUAAUAAGAUCUCUCUUAUUUUACGCUAUAACGAAUCUCGAAGCCUUUCUAUUUUGCUUUGCUGGAGAAUAUUUGAAUAACAAGAGCAAAGCGAUCGGAAUCGCAGCGUAUAAUUCCGCAUGGUACAACUUAAAGCCUGAAGAGACUCGCAUCUUGUUACUUAUAAUGUUAAGAUCGCAAAAACAAUUAACGCUUACCGUUGGGAAAUUGACGAAUCUUUCCUUAGAAUAUUUUGCAAGUAUCAUGAAUGCUUCAGGAUCAUAUUUAUCAGUAAUGUUGGCAAUGCAAUAA
Messenger RNA from Cataglyphis hispanica, 1251 nucleotides. RefSeq names its product odorant receptor 4-like. Bases 97 to 1251 code for a protein of 384 amino acids. Gene Ontology annotation, molecular function: odorant binding; olfactory receptor activity. Gene Ontology annotation, biological process: detection of chemical stimulus involved in sensory perception of smell; sensory perception of smell. The record is from RefSeq and is a predicted model, not a curated record. The transcript is spliced from 6 exons. Gene Ontology annotation, cellular component: plasma membrane. NCBI's taxonomy places the organism in Eukaryota, Metazoa, Arthropoda, Insecta, Hymenoptera, Formicidae.